Messenger RNA from Cyprinodon tularosa, 1530 nucleotides. Its product is annotated as N-acyl-aromatic-L-amino acid amidohydrolase (carboxylate-forming) B-like. The record is from RefSeq and is a predicted model, not a curated record. Bases 158 to 1084 code for a protein of 308 amino acids. Gene Ontology annotation, molecular function: hydrolase activity, acting on ester bonds; aminoacylase activity. The transcript is spliced from 7 exons. NCBI's taxonomy places the organism in Eukaryota, Metazoa, Chordata, Actinopteri, Cyprinodontiformes, Cyprinodontidae.
GCGCAACACAACAAGUAGAACUGCUUGUUUAAACAGGAAGUUGAAAGGGAGAAAUGACAGGCAGAGAGUCUCAUUUUGAGCUCCACUGUGCCGCUGCAUUUAAAGUUUAAAGGUCACUAUAGAUCAUUGAAGGGUAAACAGGGCUAAAUACUGACAGAUGGAGCGUGCCGCCAUCCCACCAAUCUCCAGUGUCGCCGUCUGCGGUGGAACUCAUGGGAAUGAGUUGACAGGGGUGUACAUUGUGAGGGAAAUGCAGAAACAGAAGCUGGAGAAAGUGGGAUCUGUUUCUAUAACCCCUGUUUUGACCAAUCCUAAAGCAUUAGAUGUUGGCAGGAGAUACACAGAGAUGGAUUUAAACCGCUGUUUCACAGAUGCCUUGCUGAGUUCCCCCAUAACAGAGUCGACCCCAUAUGAGCUGAGGCGAGCCCAGGAACUGAACGCUCAGCUAGGGCCUAAAGGAAGCGCAGAGGCUGUGGAUCUGCUCAUAGACCUGCACAAUACCACAGCCAACAUGGGGCUGUGCCUCAUCUUCUACUCUAUAGACUGGAUCACUCUGCACAUUUACAAAUACCUACAGAAUAAGAUGAGCUCUAUUCCUGUGAGAGCAAUCCAGGUGGCCGUUCCUACCUCUGAUGCUUAUUCCCUGGAAUCAGUGGGCAAACAUGGCUUUGCGAUAGAAGUGGGUCCUCAACCUAACGGCGUGCUCCGAGCUGAUAUCUUCAACAUGGUUAAAGAAGCAGUGGAGCUCACAUUAGCAUGGCUUCAGGAAUUCAAUUCUGGACACACUUUUGAGGGCAGCACAGUGGAAGCAUACACUUUAGUUAAAAGUGUCGACUACCCAAGAGACCCAGCUAGUAAAAUUACAGCUGCCAUCCACCAAGACCUACAGGAUAAUGACUUUAAGCUGCUCCGGUCGGGGGAUCCCAUCUUCCUGACAUUUUCCGGGGAGACUUUGAAGUACGAGGGAGAAGACCUCUACCCUUUCUUUGUAAAUGAAUGUGCCUACUAUGAGAAGAAGAUUGCUUUUCAUUUAGCUCAGAAGAAAACAUACACCUUCCCAUCCAUAUCUGUGAAGAAGGACUGAUAAACCACAUAAAAACAAAGAUAACAAUGCUUCAACAACAAAAAAAACACAAAUCUAAUUUAAGAUGAUCUGUCACACAAGUUGUGCAAAUCCAGUGCAAUCCAGUGCCUUGUUCACAUGUUUACAUUUUGUCUGGUUAAAAAAAAAAGGAAUAUUUUUCAAAUUCUGAUUUUACAUUCAAGACUGAUUGUGGAAAUCAGGAAAUUCAGCAACGGUUUUAAAAUUUCCUAAUUUUCUAAUCUAUUUAAAAUUGAACACCUGUGAUGUAUACUGUAUUCGUACUCCCCAAUCAGUACUUGUUAAUACUUCAUGGUAAUUUACCGAUUUGAUAUGAUUUCAGGAGCAGGUAUUUUGAAUUAUUUGUAGGUGUGGCCAAUAUGAACUUAAAGGGAUAUGAUUUUUAAGGUAUUUAUUAAUAAAGCUAUAAUUAAAAAAGUUAUUUCUAA